AUGUCGUGGGACGAUGAAGACUUUGAUAUUCCAAGCAAUUCCAAGCAAGCUGCUGCAUCUUGGGAAGAGGAAGGUAACGAUGAACCAUUAUUAGACUCGUGGGAUAUAGACGAAGAAGAAGUUGCGCGUAAGAAGAAGGAAGAAGAAGCUAAAAAGAAGGCAGAAAAGGAAGCUUUGAAGAAGAAACAAGAAGAAUCUAAGGCUAAGAAAUUGUCUAAGAACAAGGGACAAAGGGCUUUAUUGGAUAUCGAUUUGGUUGACGAAAACACCAGACAAGAACUCUUGAAGAAGGCAGAGUUAGACGCCGAUUUGAAUAAUGCUGCUGAUUUAUUUGGAGGAUUAGGUGUUGCUGGUGAAGGGGGAAUGGAUAUCAACGAACAUCCAAGGGAAAGAGCAGCUAAGGCCGCUGCUGCGGCUGCUGCUGCUUCAGGCCCUACUCCUGCCAGAUUGACCAAGGAUACUCCAAUCGAUACUCACCCAUUAUUCCAACCAACCGAUAGACAGGAAUACGAAAAAUUGAGAAAGGCUUUGGCUCCAGUUUUGACCAACUUGGCAGAAGACUCGUUAAUGAACUACUCUUCUGGGUUAGCUAUUGAUUUGAUAAGAGAUUUAGCCCAACCAUUAUCUAUUGAAAGCAUAAGAAAGGUCGUAUCGACUUUGAAUGUUAUCCUGAAGGAAAAGGAAAAGGCUGAAAGACAGGCUAGAUUGAAGAAGGCUGGUGGUACUGCCACUGGUGGUGCAGGUAAAAAGAAGGCCAAGCCAGCUGUGAAGACUAACGUCAACACAUCGUUCAAGCAGGAUGUCUUUGACGACAUAGAUCAAUCUAAGUACGACGAAUUUGAAGAGGAUGACUUCAUGUAA
This is a messenger RNA of Debaryomyces hansenii CBS767, 861 nucleotides long. It is a transcript of the gene HCR1, whose product is annotated as translation initiation factor eIF3 subunit j. Bases 1 to 861 code for a protein of 286 amino acids. The transcript has a single exon. Lineage: Eukaryota; Fungi; Ascomycota; Pichiomycetes; Serinales; Debaryomycetaceae. Gene Ontology annotation, cellular component: cytoplasm; eukaryotic translation initiation factor 3 complex. Gene Ontology annotation, molecular function: translation initiation factor activity. The record is from RefSeq and is a predicted model, not a curated record.